AUGGGAGUUCAAAAAAAGUUUGAAAUAUCCGCCAAGGAGUUGGGCCGUGGGGAUCCGCUUUUCUCGUGGAACCCGAGCAGCUCGCAACUCGCGGUCUACAGUUCAAGCGGGAGGGUGCGGAUCCUAUCUACAGAUGGAAAGACACUGAACACGUUCUCCCUACCUGGGGUUGUGAAACUCUCCUGGGAUCUAACGCGCGGUACUCUCGCGCUUAUUCAGGAGAGCAGCAGCAACAUAUCUUUACUUCCAGACGGGAAAAAAGGCCUAGACACUGUUGACUCUGGUCUGCAGGAGCUGUGCUUUCUGGCCUGGUCUCCUGUGGGGUCGCAGCUCGCAGUCGGGAGCGCCAUGGGCGCCUUUGUCGUGUUAAACAGUGAGACGCUAAAAAAGGCACCUAUCGUAGGAACACACACCAAAAAAAUCAUUGAUGGUCAGUGGACAGGAAACAAUCAACUUGUCAUGUUGGGGGAGGACAAUGUGAUGUCUGUGUCUGAUGCAGAUGGUACCCUCCAGCAGCAGGUGUCUCUAAAAUCAACACCGCUCUCACUUGCAUUGGCAGAACUUACAGCAGGCGACGCAAACACCUUGUCAACCAAGACUGUUGCGCUGGUGAAUCUUGGUGGGACACUCGAGCAUUACAAUUUGGAAACACUCAAACCUCAGGUGGUGCCGUUUGACGCCAAGCUUGGUACUGUGACGUUGUGCAGGUGUAUUUCUGACGGAGUAACAUGUGUAGGCUUCAACUCUGGAGCGAUCGCACUGCUCUCAGUCUCUAGAGACGGUUCCAAGGUGUACGGUGUGGCACGUCCUUUUAAAGACGCAGUGCGUGACUUGACCUACAGUAAGGGGUCGGGUCUCUGUGCGGCGGUCGGCGAUUACUCUCUCAGGUUCUUCUCCCUCGCCGAUAAGAGAAUGACGGAAAUCAAAGCCGAUGCGGUGGAAGUGGAAGGUGCAUUGGGCACAAUGCGCGCAGUGCAAUGGAGCAAAGACGGGUCAAAUGUCACUGUAUCGACAGAUAAGGGGCAGUUGAUCAGUUACAAUUUGAACGUAUCAGCUGUGAGUACUACAAAUGGAAUGUACAUCUUCUUUUUGACUUCCGCGCGAACAAUUUCGGCAAAGAACCUGCAGGACGGCCGCAUGUUGUACACGGUGUCAGUCGGCAUUGAUCCGACAAUGAUUGCUGCCUGCCGAAGUGUUUUGGCUGUAUGCGCCCGAAACAGUGUAUUGUAUUACACUGUUGAGGGGAAUGAGGCAACGCUAAUCAACACCGUCGAGUACCCAUCCACUGUCACUGCUUUGAAGGUGUCCUCCAGUCAUGCUGCUGUAUUGUACGACGGGAAGAUUCAACUCCACGAGAUUCGUGCCGGUGGAAAUUCUGUUACACUUCCCGAAAGCGGAAGUGCAAACAUUAUCUCUUUGGGUAUGAGCGAAGCCCUCCUCAUCUACGCUACAUUGGAGAAGGUAUGCAUUGUGAAUCUUGCGGACUACCAGUGCGUGGUUGAACAUGUGCCGCCAGCAGGAGUGAAGAAGGCAUUCCCAAAUCCAAGUUGUACGCGAGUAGCGCUCAUCAGCAAGAACGAUGCGCUCUACAUAUUUAAUCCCGUUACACUCGUAUUGACACAGACAGAAGGGUAUGAGGUGGAUCACAAGAAUAUUCUCUGGGACCAAGGUGAUUACGGUGUUUUAGUGUCUUACAAUAGUCGGACGAUGGUGACAUACGUUUACUCGUCGCAUAGUCGUUACGGUCCCACUUCCGAGUCUAUUGUGAUCAAGGAAACCAACACGGACAACCUGUUCACCCCGGUCCCAGGGGGAAGUGUCCCUGUCUGCGUCUUUAAAGGCGUUGUGACAUUUCAGACGUCGAGCGGCUCGUUGGAUAGUAUUACUCUCAAGUCUCACAAUCAAGCAACGGCACGGAGCCCAAACCCUGAGGCUUUUUACAGUAACUUCUCGCUAAAUCACCUGCGCUGGGCGUCGCAGAACAUAUCAACUCCACAGGAGGCAGAGGACCUGGCUGUCAAGGCAUUGCAUAUGCUGGACAUCGAGCUCGCCAUUCGUCUUUAUCGCCAGUUAUCACAACCAAGUCUGGUGAUGUGCCUUGAGAACAUCAGGCACCUUAACGAGAAGAACCUCCUCAUUGGCCACAUUUCCAUGAUUAUGGGUUUCUUUAAGGAUGCGCAGACAUUCUAUCUCCGCUCAUCACAGCCACUUUGCGCGCUGCAAAUGCGUCAUAAUUUAAUGCAAUGGGAACCCGCGCUUUCGCUUGCAAAGCAGAUGGCUCCAGAGAAGGUGCCUCUCCUAUCAAAGGAAUACGCCCAGCAGUUGGAGUACCGUGGGGAGUACGCCAAGGCAUUGGAGAUGUACAGAGCGGGUGAGCGAACAAUGCCGAAGGGCCACGCCAGCACGGAGCUCUCCGCAGCUCAAGGAGAAGUAAAGAACCACAAUGCGGUCUGCUUGCAAGGGGCAGCACGGUGUUUGAUUCGUACUGGAAGCAUCAGAGAAGGUGUAAAGUUGGCGUUGGAUUCGAACGAUCGGACCCUCAUGAUAGAAGGUGCGGAAAUACUAGAGUCUAUUAAACAGUACGAAGAAGCAGCACAUCUGUACGAGAAGGCAUCGGAUUUUGAGCGCGCAGCAAAGAUAUACAUUGUAGAAGCAAGAAACUUGAAGGCUGCGAGCCGCGUUAUCCCUAAGAUUACGUCCCGUAACAUCAUUGGCAUGUUCGCCAAGGGGAAGGAAAACGAGGGUGCCUUUAAGGAGGCUGAGAAGGCGUACACCCAGGCAGAGGACUGGGACAACGUGGUCCGUAUCAAGGUAGAGAAACUGAAUGAUUUACACGGGGCGUACAUGAUAGUACGCCAGACGCGAUCGGCUGCAGCUGCGGCCGUUGUUGCUAACAUGUGCAAAAAGAGGAAUGAGUUUGGCUCUGCCGUAGAGUUUUUCGUUUUGGCAAAAAGUUUUCAGGACGCGUUUGAAUUGGCGAAGGAGAAUAACUGCAUGUCAACUCUUGAAAGUGCAUUGCUGAGCCAGAUUCAACUCACGGACGGCGUGGCACCCGCUGCUAACCAGACGGAAUUUGCAAUGAUUGCGCAUUACUACGAGCAGAGCAACAAGCCAGGCCAGGCGGGGCUGUUCUAUCACAUCGCGGGAGACUUUCCCUUAGCUCUGAAGAACUACCUGGAGGCUGGUGAACCCGAAGACAUUGAGAAGGCGAUUCAGGUCGUGGGUAAAUCGCGGAGUGAUACACUGACUAACAGGCUCAUUGAUUACCUAAUGGGUGACACAGAUGGCGAGCCGAAGGAGCCGUCCUACAUCUUCAAGCUCUACAUGGCAUUGGGCAGCUUUGAAAAGGCUGCGAAAACUUCGGUUUUGAUUGCCACCAAGGAGCAGGAGAUGGGAAGCUAUCUCGCAGCACACAAAACACUUGUGGAGGCAUGCUGUAUCCUCAGGGAAAGGAAAAUGCGUGUGCCCAAUGACUUACGCCGUUCCUUGAUGCUCUUGCACUCAUAUGUAAUUGUCAAGCACCUCAUCAAACCAAUGGGGGAUGAUGAAACCGCCUCACGCAUGCUCUUGCGAGUGGUGCGGAAUAUUCAAAAGUUCCCGCAGCACAUUGCACUCAUCUACACUUCGAGUGCGCUGCAGUGCCUGAAGAGUGGUUUCAAAAAGUCUGCGUUUGACAACGCCUGCAUCAUCAUUCAGAACGAGAAGUAUCGUGCCGAGUUAAAUGAGAAGAACCGGAAGAAAAUUGAAGGUAUCGUGCGUCGGCGCGGAAAGGAGGACAUGGAGGAUCCACCUGAAAAGACGUCCCCCUGCCCAUUUUGUGAUACCCAGGUGCCGGAGACGGAACUGGACUGUGGCGCCUGCAAGAACACACUACCGUUUUGCAUUGUGACAGGCAAGCACAUGGUUAAGGAUAACUACUCCGAGUGCCCCACCUGCCAGUUCCCCGCCCUGUACUCCUCCUUCAUCACUUUUUUGCGGCACUCGCAGGUAUGCCCCAUGUGCGAGAGCGUCGUGGACCUGAACAAGGUGAAGAAGCAAACAGACCCGGACUUGAAGGCCUCUCUCACCUAA
Trypanosoma grayi is the source of this 4071-nucleotide messenger RNA. Its product is annotated as putative WD40 repeat protein. The transcript has a single exon. The coding region runs from base 1 to 4071 and encodes 1356 amino acids. Gene Ontology annotation, molecular function: protein binding. Gene Ontology annotation, cellular component: cilium; intraciliary transport particle A. NCBI's taxonomy places the organism in Eukaryota, Euglenozoa, Kinetoplastea, Trypanosomatida, Trypanosomatidae. Gene Ontology annotation, biological process: intraciliary retrograde transport; cilium assembly. The record is from RefSeq and is a predicted model, not a curated record.